Messenger RNA from Adineta steineri, 1347 nucleotides. The record is from the annotation of a GenBank genome assembly. Lineage: Eukaryota; Metazoa; Rotifera; Eurotatoria; Adinetida; Adinetidae.
AUGGUUAUUAUUUCAUCAAAUUUACAAGAUGAAUCGAUUUUAAUACGAAUUAAUUGUCGAACGAAUUUAUUUUUUACCGAGGAUAAUGAUGAUGAAUUUAGUGCAUUUCGAGUUCUUUUAAUCGAUAGUGGUUAUCAUUUAAAUUCUCCAUUAAAUAUUUAUUUAACACGUGAUUCUGUUUAUUCACAAGAUGAAAAAUAUUCUAUAAAUGAUGUGACCAUUGAUAAUCUACUUGAAACAAAUGAGAAUGAGAAAAAAGACAAAAAUGAUGCAUAUCGACGUAUAUAUCCAUGGCAAAUAAUAACAGGAAAAUUAAUGCGAUAUACAACAGGUGAUGAAUCUUGUUAUACACCAGUCAUUGAAAAGUGCAAUACAAAAAAACAAGGACAAAAUCUUCCACUUGAACUUGAUCUACUUAUUUCUGUUGAACGAUCAGCUACAAUAGCUGAUGUACGUCGACAACUUGAAGAACAACUUGCACAGCAAUUAGAUAUACUUGAAGAUAGUAUUACUAAUCGAAUAAAAAAUCAAAAUAACAAGACAUUCCGACAUUAUUAUAUCAAAUCAAUCAAUCAAAUAGUUACAUUUUUAGAUGGUGAUACUGAUAAAGUUCGAAAGGAACUUCAAGUUAAAUAUCCUCAAUUAUCAAUGAAUCAACCAUUUAUCUCAAUGGAUUUUGAUGGCCAAUUACCAGCGUUGACGAAUGGUGGACGACUUUUUGAUGUUCAUAAAAAUCUUCCAUCAAAAGUGAAAGGUGGUGAACAAACAUUAGUUAAUGGACAUUACGCAUAUUAUCAUUAUAUGCAGGAUAAUUUUGAUGAUAAUAUGUGGGGUUGUGCUUAUCGAUCAUUGCAAACUCUUUGUUCAUGGUUUGUUUUACAAGGAUAUACAACGAAAUCAGUACCAACACAUACACAAAUUCAACAAACUCUUAUUGAUAUCGAAGAUAAACCAAAGAAAUUUUUAAAUUCUCGUCAAUGGAUUGGUAGUAUGGAAGUCUCAUUUGUUUUACAAAAUUAUUUAGAUGUUGAAUGUAAAAUUAUUCGAGUUGAACGUGGAGCUGAUAUGAUCGAACAUGUACGUGAACUUAUUAAUCAUUUUAACAAAGAAGGAACUCCAAUUAUGAUUGGUGGUGGUGUUUUAGCUCAUACAAUAUUAGGUGUUGAUUUUAAUGAAUCAACAGGUGAUUCUAUGUUACUUGUUCUUGAUCCACAUUAUACAGGAGUAGAUGAUAUUAAAACUAUUCAAGAUAAAGGUUGGGUUGGCUGGAAACCUUGGUCAUUUUGGUCAAAGGAUGCUUUUUAUAAUCUUUGUUGUCCCUUACGACCAAAAUUGACUUCUGCGUAA